UGAUGAAGUACUAUAGUGUGUCCCUUGCUGACUUUUAUAUAUAAGGUUAUGAAGUAAAUGCGCCUCCUCUGUCCCACCAUCUUCGCUACGCCCGCCCAGAUGACAAUCACUUAGGCACACCUGCUAACAUACUUACAGGAUGUACGAACCUGCUCUGUAAAACGACAUGCCUCACGAGAAUACUGACGCUUGGUGAUAGGCUUAUGAGCGACUAUGAGGUUACUCUGGUCAAUGACAACAGUGAGUCUUUGCCUUCUAGUCCGUAUUGGCACCGCCGCCACUACCAACCGACAUCGCUGAUAAUGUAUAGUGUACGCACAACCACCCAUGACUUUCCAGCUCAGAAUACUCGACUUACAAGGCAAAGGCAAGAAUUCUACGUCCGCUUCAAGGGCCCCGAAGAAACCCCAUUCCAAGGCGGACUCUGGAAGAUCCAUGUCGAGCUACCGGACCAAUACCCCUACAAGAGCCCAAGCAUUGGCUUCGUGAACAGGAUAUUCCACCCCAAUAUCGACGAGCUAUCCGGUUCUGUCUGCCUCGACGUCAUAAACCAGACCUGGUCGCCCAUGUUCGAUAUGAUCAAUAUUUUCGAGGUCUUCCUGCCGCAGCUCUUGCGUUACCCGAAUCCCACGGACCCGUUAAACGGUGAAGCGGCAUCGUUACUUAUGCGGGAGCCGAAGACGUAUGAGGCGAAGGUCAAAGAAUACGUCUCUAAAUACGCCACCCGCGAAGCCAUCGACGACAAUGGCGCCGAGUCCGACGACGACGACGACAUGUCCUCCGUCGCCUCCUUCGGCUCCGACGACGACGAGGCAGCCGGCACGAUGGAGGAGCUCUAGAUUUGGGGGGUUCUCCUACACGAUUGUGUGUUUUUUUUUUUUUUUUUCUCGCAAUGCAUUAUUGCCAGGUGUUUGUUAGGUUUUUUGAGUUUUUAUGACACCCCAUAAAUCGCUGGAUUUUUUUCUGAUUUAACGGGUUGGCGUCUGUGUGGAUUGGGCGAGCUGGGUCUUUGCUUUUUUUUUUAGGAGGAGGAUGCAUGAGUUUGGUAUGGCGAGUUGUUCGGGGGGGGGAUAGUUGGUUGGGGUGACUUUGCAGACGGAUUGGCGGUAGAUAACUAUGAUGAAUCUCAACUUGACAUGUUCAUAAUUUCUUCGAGCUCUUCUUUGGCGUCUGGUGAAGAUAUAACCAUUGCUCAGAAAGUAUGUCUGAGUAGUAGUAGUAUGUAUUAUCUACUGUAGUUUGAUAUUAAAUCGACAAUAUAUAUUUUUCCUACGAGG
Pseudogymnoascus destructans is the source of this 1277-nucleotide messenger RNA. RefSeq names its product E2 ubiquitin-conjugating protein ubc8 (gene UBC8). The coding region runs from base 204 to 839 and encodes 211 amino acids. Gene Ontology annotation, molecular function: ubiquitin conjugating enzyme activity. The record is from RefSeq and is a predicted model, not a curated record. Lineage: Eukaryota; Fungi; Ascomycota; Leotiomycetes; Thelebolales; Thelebolaceae. Gene Ontology annotation, biological process: protein polyubiquitination; ubiquitin-dependent protein catabolic process. The transcript is spliced from 4 exons. Gene Ontology annotation, cellular component: nucleus.